Molecule: messenger RNA, 1786 nt
Organism: Chaetomium strumarium
Lineage: Eukaryota; Fungi; Ascomycota; Sordariomycetes; Sordariales; Chaetomiaceae
Exons: 4
Coding region: 193-1488 (431 amino acids)
Biological process (GO): negative regulation of G2/M transition of mitotic cell cycle
Cellular component (GO): cell division site
Molecular function (GO): protein binding
Source: RefSeq, a predicted model, not a curated record
UCACCCCCGGAAACGCCACGGUCCCUCAUCCUUUCUGUUCUUGGGCGUCUUUCGUCUCCCUUCGCAUCCCUUUCCCUUGGGAGCUUCGUCUGAAUUCUGCCUCGCAUUGUCUCAACGACAGCCCCGCCAACCCCGCCAAGGGCCCCAGCAACAGCAGAAACAACAGCAUUAUCAUCAUUAUCAUCGUCAGCUAUGGGCCUUCGCGACAAGCUCAGAAAGAAGCACGAUUCGGACGACGAGGGGGGUGUGCGCCCCUCGCCGCCGGAGUUCACCUUCAUUCGCACGGACACUCACAGCGCCGAGGUGAUCCAUCCGCCGAGCGCCGGGCCGGAUGGAGGCCACGGCCAGUUCCUGUCCGCCGACGCCAACCCCAAAUCCUCCACCGACUCCAAGCCACGGCGCAGCCUCGACGUCUUCCGCAGCAACCGCAGCCGGAGCACGUCCGAGUCGAGCCACCGCAGCUCAGGCGCCAGGCGCUUGUCGCAGCGCCUGCACCUGAGCCGCAGCCCGGCCAGCUCCGAGCACGUGCCCCAGGACCUGCCAGAGAUCGUCGCGGGCGAGGAGGACAAAGACGCCGCCGAGUCGCAAUGGGAGAAGCGUGCCACGAUGCUGGCUCGUGAGAAUGAGAAGCACCGAAGUCGUCCAGCUACCCCGGUGCACGUCUCGGCACCGCCGGUCCUCCCCCAGCUGCGCUUGGACGGGCCCAGCGACGGCGCGGCCGAGCCGCAGCGCAAGGCCGCCUCUUCCAAGGCGAUCGACGACGAUAUCCAAGAGGCCAUUAAGCUGCAUGAGGCCGGGGAGCUCGAGCAGUCGACAGCACUCUUUGCGCGGUUGGCCGACCCUAAGGGGGCCAACAACCCGCUGAGUCAGGUCUUGUACGGUCUUGCCUUGCGGCACGGAUGGGGGUGCAAGCCAGACGCAGCCGCGGCCGUGAGCUAUCUCUCGGCGGCAGCAUCCAAUGCUGCCGACAUUGAACAUCUUGCUCUGCAAGCAGGGCUCAAGAAGGGAGGCGCGGCCAAGGGCGAGCUCGUGCUGGCCAUCUUCGAACUGGCCAAUUGCUUCCGCCACGGAUGGGGGAUCCCCAAGGACCCAAUUGCCGCCAAGCAGUACUACGAGACAGCCGCAAAUCUAGGGGACACUGACGCCAUGAACGAGGUAGCGUGGUGCUAUCUUGAAGGAUUUGGCACUAAGAAGGACAAGGUCAGUCUCCUUCCACCCUACGCCCUCCCCAAACGAGGAGACGUCCAGAGAGCGGCCGACGGUGGACACAGCCAGCCUUCCACCCCUGGCUGCUUAUCUAUUCCAUCCUGUACACGAAACCGGCGCCGGUCCAAGCAAGGGAUGCCGUCCGUGUCGGCGCUCCUAAAUGCGGAUGUUGGGCAUCAACGGGGCUUCAGAUGGAGGACGAAUCAUAACCCUCUCGGCCCGGGCUCUGCAAAACUGCACUUUACCGCUUUUGCGAUGGAUCACAUCAGGCUGACACACUGAGACACACACACACACAACAGUUCGCGGCAGCCAAAUACUAUCGUCUGGCUGAGAAGAACGGGAACAAGAUCAUUGGAAACUCCUGGUAAGCCACUGUGUUCUCAUUUUUUUUUUUUAUUUUUUUUCUUUUUUUGUCCCCGGUGAUUUCUUGUACUCGUUCUUUCUCCCCGUCUCUUUUGUUUGCUGUUGUGUUUCCAUGAUGUAGUCCCCUUCCACCAGUGUGGAAACACCCCCUUCCCCUCGCCGGCCAUUCAGGCGAAUCGCGCCGUCGCGGAACUCGGUACUGGCUUAGCCUCUC